This is a messenger RNA of Aspergillus neoniger CBS 115656, 1207 nucleotides long. RefSeq lists its product as uncharacterized. The record is from RefSeq and is a predicted model, not a curated record. NCBI's taxonomy places the organism in Eukaryota, Fungi, Ascomycota, Eurotiomycetes, Eurotiales, Aspergillaceae. Bases 65 to 1147 code for a protein of 360 amino acids. The transcript has a single exon.
CUUUUCUUCAGCACAGACGGUGGCGUAAAGAUUGAGAACUAUCGUUAAUCGUUUGACUGCCGACAUGACUUGGUUUACCGGUGCCCGAGACACGUCUGAUAAAGGCUGGCAUUUUGAUGCUGUCAGUCUCUUAGCUGUAAUUGGGGAGUCCAUCAUCGAGAGGCAGAAGCAUCUUAUAGUGGCUUCACCAUUUUGUGCUCUACCGCGACUUUUACCGGCGCCACAAGCCAUUUUAAACACGGGUUCGACGACCCAGCUGCCACCGGUUACCAAUGUGUCUGUCAUUGGUGUAUAUUCAGGGAGAACUUACAAUCAAAUGGGUUACUUCGCCGGACUUAUCCAUGAGGUGGACAACUUGGAACCUUAUGAAUUUCGCGCUUAUCGCAUCGGUCAUACGGAACGCUACUACACUGAAGCCAAACCCGGUAGCCUGGAAGAAUAUCACGAACCCGCUAGAACGAGGAUCGGCCUGCAGUUUCUCUGCCCCAUGAAUAUCCUUACAUUAGCAUCUGUUCUCUUAACGAUUGGUUUGGCUAUUUGGUCGAUCAUCCUCCACGAUGGUGUCGGUUUGCUUGCCAUAAUCACCAUUUCGAUAUCCAGCAGCCUUGCAUGUCUUUCGCAGCAUUCCUAUCCAGAAGUCGAGAGGAAAGAAGAAUACGCCAAUGAGCAAGAGAAACUUGUUAUCAGGACCCGCAAUGGUGCUGUUAUUGUCGUUCAGUGCACCGAGGAUAUCGCCCAGGAACUAUAUCUAAACCCAGAACAUUACAAGUAUACCUUGAAGCCGGAUCAAACUCUCUUCAAAUUCCUGAUGGUGGCCAGCACCGUUCUACUCAUGAUCUCCGUGCUUCUUCUAAGCAACUGCGGGUGGACAAUGCAGACAGCUAUCGCUGUUACCUACAUCCUGCUGAACUUUUUUUACUGGGCCAUCUCAGUGCUGCUUAAUAGGCCAAACUCCUGGGAUUUACUUGGAUUUAAAGUGGAAGUGUACAAUUAUAGAAAAUACGCUAGUUAUACGUAUGCACUCUGGUUUGCGAUCCGGGAAACAGGCGAGGUUGGGUGGGUUAAAGAAGCUCGUUUAUUACCUGAUUCGGAAGCGUGGAAUGCCUGGUUAGAGGAGGCAAAGCAAAACAUCACGAAUUCAAACUAGGAACCUGAGGAGGCAAGACUUCGAUUGAUGGCAGAAGCAUCAUUGUCAAGUCGCGUCCCU